Molecule: messenger RNA, 1881 nt
Organism: Nymphaea colorata (pocket water lily)
Lineage: Eukaryota; Viridiplantae; Streptophyta; Magnoliopsida; Nymphaeales; Nymphaeaceae
Product: ACT domain-containing protein ACR6-like
Exons: 7
Coding region: 209-1552 (447 amino acids)
Source: RefSeq, a predicted model, not a curated record
GAGGCAUGUGGUAGACUGUUCUGAGUCUGAAGUGAGGGGUGAGAGGAAUACUCUCUCUCUCUCUCUCUCUCUCUCCCGAGGAUUGAGGAAAGUUUUUUUUUCUGAUUAUUUUAUCUAAAUUUUAAAUUUCCACUUCUGGGUUUCUGGAAAAAGUGUGGGAAAUUCUACCCAGUUUGUAUUUUCUCUGGCUUUUCCCUUCUACUUUCCGAUGCUGGACAUGGACGAUGCAUAUGAGAGACUCAUCAGAAGGAUGAACCCGCCAAGGGUUGUUAUUGAUAAUGACUCUUGCGAAACUGAAACUGUAAUCCAGGUUGACAGUGUUAAUAAACAUGGAAUUCUUCUGGAAGUGGUUCAGAUUCUUGCAGAUCUCAACCUCAUCAUUAAAAAGGCUUAUAUCUCUUCCGAUGGAGGAUGGUUCAUGGAUGUAUUUAAUGUAACCGACCAAGACGGCAAAAAGCUGAUGGACGAAAAGAUCAUUGGUUAUAUUCAAAAGUCCCUUGGACCUGAUGCAAGCUUCUCUCAACCCUUGAUGAGAUCAGUUGGAGUGACGGCUGACAAGAAGCACACUUCCAUUGAACUGAUCGGCUCAGACCGACCUGGCUUACUGUCCGAAGUCUGCGCUGUGCUAACAAACUUGAAAUGUAAUGUGGUCGAAGCUGAAGUCUGGACGCAUAACGCCAGAGCGGCGGCAGUAGUCCGUGUGACAGACGCGACGACGGGCACCGCCAUUGAAGACCCCAAGCGGCUCUCGUCGAUUAAGGAGCUUCUCUGCAGCGUUCUGAAAGGCAACAAUGACUUGAGCACUGCUAAAACCAGAGUCUCCCUGGAGGUUGUGCACAGGCAGAGGAGGCUGCACCAAAUGAUGUACGAAGACCGAGACUACGAACGGACCGAGAGAGCGGCCCCUGCGAGGGAUGGAGAUGCUACGGGCCUCAGGCCUCAAGUCACUCUUACGGACUGCUCAGAAAAGGAUUACUCUGUUGUGAUGAUGCAGUCCAAGGACCGGCCAAAGCUGCUCUUCGACACGGUCUGCACUCUAACUGAUAUGCAGUAUGUAGUCUUCCAUGGAAAAGUUGAUACAACGAGGAUGGAAGCUUACCAGGAAUACUAUAUCAGACAUGUCGAUGGUUUCCCUAUCAACUCUGAGCCAGAGAGGCAACGAGUGAUCCAGUGUCUGGAAGCAGCUAUCGAGAGGAGAGCAUCAGAGGGAUUGAGAAUAGAACUGAGCACAGACGACAGGGUGGGCCUUCUCUCUGAUGUCACAAGGAUAUUCCGUGAAAACAGUUUAUGCAUCACAAGAGCAGAGAUCACAACCAAGGACAGCCAAGCAGUCGAUACUUUCUACGUCCAAGACAUCUCCGGUAAUCCUGUUGAUAGUAAGUCAAUAGAAUCAAUACGUCAGCAACUCGGUAAAAUGGUUAUGAAGGUGAAGCAAGGAUCCGCUCUCCCUCCAAGCACUCCACCCCAAGAGACAAUCACUGGAUUUCUCUUUGGGAACCUAUUCAAGGCUCGGUCACUUCAUAAUUUUAGAUUGAUAAGAUCAUGCUCAUGAGGACCUACGCAGCCUUCAAAACAGCUCAACUAUAUACGAAAACACAAACAAAAAAGACAAGAAGAAUCGAGGCGACAGAAUGCAGUCAAGGUCAUGGCAUGAUCUCUCCAUAUACCAUCGAAGCAAAGACUGCAACACGGUGCAAUACAGUACAUAUGUGUAUAUAUACACUUGUAUACAUGUAUAUAUAUGUAUAUUCAGUUGUGGAGAUAGUGUACAAAAUGUUAUCACAGCAGUGUACAUAGACCAAACAGAAUAGUCAAAUACUUUUACUGUAUACUGUAUAUAUAUUUUCACUUUUUUCAGAAAUUCAACUUCGCUUUCAUGCA